Molecule: messenger RNA, 1098 nt
Organism: Blepharisma stoltei
Lineage: Eukaryota; Ciliophora; Heterotrichea; Heterotrichida; Blepharismidae
Source: the annotation of a GenBank genome assembly
AUGGAGAACGUGAAAUUAUCUUUCCAAGGCAAAGUCAUAAGUAUCUCUCCUCCUCGGAGGAUUGAAGACUUAAUAACUUUAUGCAAAAAUCAAUUCGACGCAUCUCGUCCAACUUUUAAAUACCUAGAUGAAGAUGAAGAACUAAUCACAGUUCAAACCCAGCUGGAAUAUGAAGAAGCGCUUAUCUGGGUGAUCGAGCUUAAUGCAAUUAUCCAAGUCGAAGACCUCGGGACCUUAGGUCAAGCUAAAUCCUCACAAUUUAUUGAUGAUCUUCCACUACUGAGAUCUCAGAUAACCAAUGAGCCUCUAAUAGAAGAGUCUAUAGUGGUUGAAGAAGUUAAACUAGACAGGUCAAGUAGCCCCAUUCCUAAUGUCUCUGAUAAAUGUAUAGGUGGGACCCCUAAAAUAGAUGCUAUAAAUCAGAUUGUCCCAGAACCGAAAAUAGACGCUGGAAAUGGAACUGUUAUUAACACUCAUGAAAUGGCUAGCGGGAUAAAUACUCAAGAUGAAGCUAUUAUUACCAAUUCUAUAGAAGUUCUUGAUAAAUCGUGUGAGCCAAAUGUGCCAUUGACUGAUGUAAAACAAAAUGGGCCAGAAUCAGUCGACAGUUCUCAGAAUACUGAUAUAAAGAAAAAUCAAGAAACUGGAAUGGAAAUCGUCCAUGUUUCCUCUAUUGAUUCAGCUACUGUUCCAAUUGUGUCAAACCCAGUUUCUAUACAGUGUGAUAGAGCUUCAUUUGAAGAAGAAUUAAGAAAAAUUGUCAGGGAAGAAGUCAAAAAUGUAGGAAGUCUCCGGUUCAGCCAAAUUGCUCACGCUGGGGUUUCAUGCAAUGGCUGUGGGAUCAAGACUAUUUUUGGGAUUCGAUAUAAGUGCAACCAAUGCAAAGAUUUUAACCUUUGUGAAGCUUGUGAAGAGAACAGUGACCACGAGCACAAUUUAUUGAAAUUUAAAAAACCAGAAGAAAAGAAAAAAUCUGUUGCAGAGGAAAUGACUGAAAAAAUAAAAGCUAUGGGAUUCAAAGAUGAAGAAAGAGUCAAAAAUUUAUUGGAAAGCCAUCAUUAUAACCUUAAUGAAACCGUAAUGGCUCUUUUGCAGUAA